AUGAACACUGCAGACACUGAGGACAGCUACAAGUACCUUAGAAUCCUACAGGCAGAUAAGAACCACAAAGAGGCCGCUAGGAAAACCACCAAAUGCCAGCAGAGGGUAAGGUUUGUGAAGAGGAAGAGAUUGCUGCACAGCAGGCAUCACUCUCUGUGGAUACUGUUCAUUUUGCUGGGAGUCUGUAUUGCCAUUCAGACCUUUGUCACCCAUCAGGCCAGGCUUGCAAGCUCUCAACAGGAGGGGAGAAAAGUUACACUGGGCAAGCUGCUUCUACCAAAAGACAGAAACAAACCAAACGUUGACCUUCCAUCUUCUCUGGUUUCCCAUAGUACCCGGAAAGACUUAAAUCUAGGCACAGAAAAAACACUCACCCUCUCUUUCACUCCUUCCAGUUUUUUGAAGACUCAGAACAAUACUCACACUCAAGCAACCUGCCAUCCAAAGUCUCACAUCGUUUUCCUCAAGACACACAAGACAGCAAGCAGCACUAUCUUAAACCUCCUGUAUCGCUAUGGCGAAAGCAGAAACUUGACCUUCGCUCUCCCUCUAAACAAACAGAGCCAGUUAUUUUAUCCAUUUUUCUUUGUUCCACAUUUUGUCGAAGGAGUUAGCAGCAGAAGUGUGAAAGCGUUCCACAUCAUGUGCAACCACAUGAGAUUUAAAAAAUCUGAGGUGGCAAAAGUGAUGCCUCAGGAUACCUUUUACUUUUCCAUCUUGAGACAUCCUGUGGCUAUGAUGGAAUCCAUCUUUAGUUAUUAUAAGAGCAUCCCAGCCUUUCGUAAGACAUUUAGCCUGGAGGACUUCUUAGACAACAGCUGGAGAAACUAUAAUGCAUCGGUAGCCAACAACCACUACGCUCACAAUAUUCUGGCUUUUGACUUUGGCUUUAAGAAUAAUAUUGCAGUUGGUGCUGGAGACUUUGAGGAGAGAACCACUGUGGCUAUUAAAACCAUAGAACAGGACUUUAAUCUUAUACUAAUUUCUGAAUACUUUGAUGAGUCCAUGGUCUUGCUCAAGUACUCCCUCUGCUGGUCCUUGGAAGAUAUGGUUUCCUUUCGGCUCAAUAGUCGCAGUGAACAAACUCGGCAUUCACUUUCACUGAACACUGCAGAAAAAAUCAAGAAGUGGAAUGCUUUAGACUGGAGGAUUUACCUACACUUCAACACAACCUUCUGGCACAAAGUGGAUAGUCUUGUUGGACGACAGAAGAUGGAGAGGGAAGUAGCUCAGCUGAGAAAGCUACAAGUCAAGCUUGCAAACACUUGCCUGAAAGAUAGAUGUGCGGUUGACCCAUCACUGGUAAAGGAUGCUAGGCUGAAGCCUUUUCAGUAUGGAACAGCUGUCAUUCAGGGCUAUAACCUAAACCCAAACUUAGAUAUACAAACCAAAACAAAAUGUCAGAGAUUUAUCUUACCAGAACUGCAGUACACACAUCGUCUGUACACCAAGCAGUUCCCAAAGGAAGCUGCUAAGCAUAAACAGGCAACUAAGACUGUUAAAUAA
Neolamprologus brichardi is the source of this 1506-nucleotide messenger RNA. It is a transcript of the gene gal3st2, whose product is annotated as galactose-3-O-sulfotransferase 2. Gene Ontology annotation, cellular component: membrane. Gene Ontology annotation, biological process: glycolipid biosynthetic process. Lineage: Eukaryota; Metazoa; Chordata; Actinopteri; Cichliformes; Cichlidae. The record is from RefSeq and is a predicted model, not a curated record. Gene Ontology annotation, molecular function: galactosylceramide sulfotransferase activity.